Cyprinodon tularosa is the source of this 1626-nucleotide messenger RNA. RefSeq names its product DCN1, defective in cullin neddylation 1, domain containing 2a (gene dcun1d2a). The transcript is spliced from 7 exons. Gene Ontology annotation, cellular component: ubiquitin ligase complex. Gene Ontology annotation, biological process: positive regulation of ubiquitin-protein transferase activity; protein neddylation. Lineage: Eukaryota; Metazoa; Chordata; Actinopteri; Cyprinodontiformes; Cyprinodontidae. Bases 67 to 846 code for a protein of 259 amino acids. Gene Ontology annotation, molecular function: ubiquitin conjugating enzyme binding; ubiquitin-like protein binding; cullin family protein binding. The record is from RefSeq and is a predicted model, not a curated record.
UCCUUUGCGCAUGCGCACAUGGGGCAACACACGGGCUGCUAAACUGGUCAAACAGCGGGUGUAAAAAUGCAUAAGCUGAAGUCUUCGCAGAGGGACAAGGUACGGCAGUUCAUGUCCUUCACACAGGCUGGGGAGAAGACAGCUGUUUACUGCCUCACACAAAAUGACUGGAAACUAGAAGUUGCGACGGACAACUAUUUUCAGAACCCAGAGCUUUACUGUAAGGAAUCCAUGAAAACCUCGGUGGACCGGAAAAAGCUGGAACAGCUUUACAACCGUUACAAAGAUCCACAGGAUGAAAAUAAGAUAGGCAUCGAUGGGAUCCAGCAGUUUUGUGACGACCUUUCAUUGGAUCCAGCCAGCAUCACCGUGCUGGUUGUUGCAUGGAAGUUUCACGCAGCCACUCAGUGCGAGUUCUCCAAGAAGGAGUUUAUGGAUGGAAUGACAGAGCUGGGGUGCGACAGCCCAGAAAAACUGAAAGCCCUUUUGCCAAGAUUAGAGCAGGAGUUAAAAGACAGUGGGAAGUUCAAAGACUUCUACCAGUUCACUUUUAACUUUGCCAAAAAUCCCGGACAGAAAGGUCUCGAUUUGGAGAUGGCUGUAGCCUACUGGAACUUGGUUCUGUCAGGAAGAUUUAAGUUCCUCGAUCUAUGGAAUAGAUUUCUUUUGGAGCAUCAUAAACGAUCCAUCCCAAAGGACACGUGGAACUUAUUGUUGGACUUUGGUAACAUGAUUGCAGAUGACAUGUCUAACUAUGACGAAGAAGGUGCAUGGCCGGUCCUUAUAGACGAUUUUGUGGAAUUCGCUCGACCAAUUGUUACAGGAUCCAAACGUAAAACUCUCUAAACCCAAUCCCGACUCUGGAAAACCAGAACAUUGUUUCUUUUACAGCGACAUCAUAGUUUUUUUUUAAGACUUGUACAAAAAAAAAAAAAAAAAGGGUGGGAAAAAAAACCCUUUAGACUUCAGAGAGAAAACAGAAGCACUUGAAACCGUCUUUCAGGGAGCUGAGUUGAGAACAACUGGCCACAUUUUCCGUCUCCUUGAGACGGAGGCCUCGUACGGACAUUGCCAGUUUCUCAGCGUCCUGGAGGGCCCUCCGCUCUGCUCGAGGAGGGGCGCUACAGCCUCGCCAGCGGGCCAACGAGGACGCAUCGCCGAGACAGGAUUCACCCGCUGUGCGUCCUUUAAAUGGACAGGACAGAAAAGAGCUGUGUGUUUUAAGAUUCUUCCAAGUCAUCUUUGUUUGGGUAUAUGAAGCUCUGCGUGACUGUGCAUCCCAUGACUCCAGCUUUGGACAGAGUGCUCGCUACACCAGCACCAACAGAACCGUUGCAGUUUUUAACUGUACAUACUGUAUCUAAUGGGACAGAUAACAAAGAGAGCUAUAAGAAGAAUAAUAUAAUUACAUUCAGUUUAUAGAUGCAAAAGAUGAUUGUUUAAUGUACAGUAAAUGCUCAGAUCUCUGAACAGGGAUGCCUCCAUAUCGUGGAUGAUGAUAAUGCUGUUGGUUUAAUUGUUCGGUGGAUGUCCAGUCAAGGAAUUGUGAGCUCAUUGAAAGCAUGUUCUAAAAAUCAUUUUACGUCACCUCGCCUGGUUUCAGAAAUAAAGUUUCACUAAAGUAAA